AUGAAGUAUUACCAACCCAUCGACCCUGAAGACCAGGAGAGCGAUGAGGACAAUAUCUUCAAGCAGUACCUUGAGCGUUUUUGUCUCAAUAUGGAGUAUCACACGGAAAACUUCAAAGCUGCCUGCAAAGAUGCCCGUGAUGAGCUUCAUGAUAAGCUUCGCUGCAAGUUCAAGCAGCUCCAGGAGUCGAUACAUUGUCCGCUGACAAGAAGAGAGAUGAGAAUCAUGGUGAGACCGAAGAACAAUUGUGUAGGUAUUAGAAAUCUGGGUUGA
This is a messenger RNA of Fusarium proliferatum ET1, 273 nucleotides long. RefSeq lists its product as uncharacterized. The transcript is spliced from 2 exons. Lineage: Eukaryota; Fungi; Ascomycota; Sordariomycetes; Hypocreales; Nectriaceae. The record is from RefSeq and is a predicted model, not a curated record. The coding region runs from base 1 to 273 and encodes 90 amino acids.